AUGAAGUCUUCGUCUGCAUACAGGCACGCAGAGAAGCACCACCGGGGUGGCGCUGUUGCUUCUGGGCUGCCUGCAUCGCCCGACCCGGCGAUCGGCGUCCCUGCAGCAGCUGCGCUGCGGCCGCCGGCCUCCCAGCCUGGCCGCCCAGCACCGGACGCCGACAGCAGUGCAGGCGACACGAGCGGCAGCGAAGCGGACGAAGAGGACAAUGGUGACGGUUUGGACGGCGGCGAGCCCGGCGGCGGCUGGUAUGAUGACGGUCCUCCUCUGCCGGCGGCGUCGCCGCCGCCGCGCCCCAUGACAGUGUCGCCGUGCGGCGACGCACCACCAGGCCGGCGCUCGCGGCAGCGCAUCCCAUCCCUGCCACCG
Messenger RNA from Monoraphidium neglectum, 369 nucleotides. RefSeq lists its product as hypothetical. The annotation marks the transcript as partial. The transcript has a single exon. The record is from RefSeq and is a predicted model, not a curated record. Lineage: Eukaryota; Viridiplantae; Chlorophyta; Chlorophyceae; Sphaeropleales; Selenastraceae.